AUGAUUGGAUCCCCCCAAGAUGGUGAGGAACGGUUUGGUGGAACAACUGAUCUCUUGCAAUAUAGGUCGGUCGUCUCCAUGUCCUUCACCCUGCGGCGGUGUUUUGCCCGGUCAGCGCUUCACAUCGCUGGCGCGCGGGACGCACUCGCACGCGAAACGCGAUGGCGGCAAGUGCUGGGAGGUGCCGCCGCCCGAGCUCGCAGCUCGUGGAAAAGAGCUCCAUCGACGGAGGUUAUGGAAGCCUCCUGCGGAUCAGCAGUGCUGGCAGCUGUGCUGCUGCCCAGUAUUGGCUGGUGGUAUCUCAGCAGGCGGCCAUCACCGAUGCCUUUGCCGAUGCCGCAAGCUCUUCAGGCCAGUGGCGCCCAAGUCCACUCAGCAUUGCAGCGCACACCGGACAUCGGCCCUCGCGGCAGCGGCUUGGUGGUGGUGGCUCCGGUGGAGGAGGGCGAAGCCCUGCUGAGAGUUCCGCAAUCCGCUGUUCUCUCCGGCAAGAUGGCGCAGCAGGUCUUGGGGGUGGACUUGGAGCCUGACCUGGCAUUGGUGGCGUUGCUGGCGGAGGCCCGGGCCAGAGCGGAAGAAGGCCAAGACAUCAUUGGACUGAAAGAGUAUUUGCUUUCUUUACCACGCCACUUCCACGGUUUGCCGUGGGUCUUUGAUGAUGAGGAAGCGGCCAGUGAGCUGCGAGGAACCGCGCUGCAGCCGUGCUUGCAGCUGUUGCAGGCCAAGGAGGAUGAGAAUCGACAGGUGCUGCAGGCGCGCCUUGGAGAGCGGCUCGCAACGGCAUGGAGCGCUGAACGCUUUCGCUGGGCCAAGGCGGUGGUGAUGACCAGGGCUGGCAUCCAUGAAGUGUCAGAGGAGCCAGAGCCCUCGGUGGCCAUCGUUCCUUUGAUCGACUUUGCCAACUGUGCCGAGGUGCCCAGCGCCUUCUGUCGCCUUCACAAGGGUUUCAUCGAGCUGGUGACGCGUCAAGCGUUGAAGGCGGGUGAUGAAGUCACCAUCAGCUAUGGCGAGCAGAGCCAGGAGCAGCAGCUCUUUACCUUUGGCUUCUUUUUGGAGUCCUCUCCGGUGGAGAUCAUGACGCCUCUGGCCAUGACAGUGCCAACGGAGGUGACCACUGCAGUGGAGCUGAGGAACGUUCUGCUGAGGCUUUUGUUCCUGGAGCGUCAGAAUGCCGAGGGCUCCAUGGCCGAUUUGCCGCCCUUCGCCAUGCUGCGAGCGCGGUCGUCGGGGCUGGACCUCUCAGAGCUCUACGGGGUGGCGACUCUGCAGGAGCUGCCGGAGAACCAGCUCCGUCAGGUAGCGGAUGAGGUCCGAAAGACAUCAAGGCUUGCCUUGCCACCGCCAUCGUCGGAGAGUUUGAAACGUUUGAAGGCGCUGCUCCAGGAGUGGCACGCCGAGCUCUCGGUGGAAGCGAGCUCCUCCCGGAGCGGCGAGAAGCCGGUGUUUCUGCGCGCGUAUCGCAAGAGAUGUGUGGAGUUGGUGGAGCAAGCGCUGAAGCAGUUGACCGAGAAGGUGCCGGCGAUCGAUCCUGUGUGA
Molecule: messenger RNA, 1536 nt
Organism: Durusdinium trenchii
Lineage: Eukaryota; Dinophyceae; Suessiales; Symbiodiniaceae
Source: the annotation of a GenBank genome assembly